AUGUCUACAUCCUCUCCCCCCACAUGCCACCAGGGCACCCUCGCCGACCUCCUCCCUUCCCACUUCACCACCCAAAUAACGACCUGGCUGGCUGAAGACACCCCCUCGUUCGACUACGGCGGCUUCGUCGUGGGAUCAGAACCGCGCAGUGCCCAACUCCUGUGCAAGUCUGCCGGCGUGCUCGCCGGCGUGCCGUUUUUCGACGAGGUGUUCCGCCAACUCGACUGCACUGUGGCGUGGCACUAUGACGAAGGCACAUACCUCGACCCGCAACAGGCUGGGGGGAAGAUCAAAGUGGCCACGGUCAAGGGCCCGACCAGGAAACUCCUUCUGGGAGAAAGAGUCGCACUGAACACACUGGCACGGUGCAGUGGCGUGGCGACUCGCUCCAAGAAGAUGCUCGAGCUGGUGCGCGGCGCGGGCUACCGGGGCAUCUUGGCUGGCACACGCAAGACCACGCCGGGUUUCCGGCUGGUCGAGAAGUACGGCAUGUUGGUGGGCGGGAUCGACGGCCACCGCCACGACCUGUCGAGCAUGAUCAUGCUCAAGGACAACCACAUCUGGGCCAAGGGCUCCAUCACCAACGCGGUCAAGGCGGCCCAGGCCGUGGGCGGCUUCGCGCUGAAGAUCGAGGUCGAGGUGCAGAGCGAGGCCGAGGCGGACGAGGCCAUCGCAGCGGGAGCCCACGUGGUCAUGCUGGACAACUUUGACGGGGAAGGGCUGAAGGUCGCAGCCAGAAACCUGAAGGAGAGAUGGCGGGCCAGAGGCAGGGCAGAUGUGCUCCUCGAGAGCAGCGGCGGGUUGACCGAGGCCAAUGUCAAGGAAUAUAUUAACAAUGACAUCGACAUAAUAUCAACGAGUGCCGUUCACCAGGGCGUACCACAUGUAGAUUUCUCGCUCAAAAUCGAUCAUUGA
This is a messenger RNA of Fonsecaea erecta, 915 nucleotides long. Its product is annotated as nicotinate-nucleotide diphosphorylase (carboxylating). Gene Ontology annotation, molecular function: nicotinate-nucleotide diphosphorylase (carboxylating) activity. Gene Ontology annotation, biological process: NAD+ biosynthetic process; quinolinate catabolic process. Gene Ontology annotation, cellular component: cytoplasm. Lineage: Eukaryota; Fungi; Ascomycota; Eurotiomycetes; Chaetothyriales; Herpotrichiellaceae. The transcript is spliced from 2 exons. The record is from RefSeq and is a predicted model, not a curated record. Bases 1 to 915 code for a protein of 304 amino acids.